Lampris incognitus (smalleye Pacific opah) is the source of this 4914-nucleotide messenger RNA. It is a transcript of the gene fhod3a, whose product is annotated as formin homology 2 domain containing 3a. The record is from RefSeq and is a predicted model, not a curated record. The transcript has 30 exons. Gene Ontology annotation, cellular component: cytoplasm; cytoskeleton. NCBI's taxonomy places the organism in Eukaryota, Metazoa, Chordata, Actinopteri, Lampriformes, Lampridae. Gene Ontology annotation, molecular function: actin filament binding. Gene Ontology annotation, biological process: cortical actin cytoskeleton organization; cardiac myofibril assembly; actin filament network formation. The coding region runs from base 1 to 4914 and encodes 1637 amino acids.
AUGGCCACGUUUGUCUGCAGGGUUCAAUUUUUAGAUGACACCGAUCCAUUCAACAGCACAAAUUUCCCGGAGCCGACGAGGCCACCGCUGUACACUUUUAGGGAGGAUAUCCCCCUUAUCAAUCAGCUAGCAGGCGUCCACCGGCUCCUCAGAGCUCCGCACAAGCUUGACGACUGCGCGUUGCAGCUGUCCCACAAUGGCACCUAUCUGGAUCUGGAGUCCUCUCUGGCUGAGCAGAGGGAUGAGCUGGAGGGCUUUCAGCAGGACGACACGGGGGCUCGAGGGAAAAAGCAUAGUGUUGUUUUACGGACCCAGCUGACUGUUCGCGUACACGCCUGCAUCGAAAAACUGUAUAACUCCAAUGGACGAGACUUAAGAAGAGCACUGUUCUCACUAAAACAGAUAUUUCAGGAUGACAAGGACCUCGUCCAUGAGUUUGUGAUGGCUGAAGGUCUGACCUGCCUCAUCAAGGUGGGAGCUGACGCCGACCAGAACUAUCAGAACUACAUACUAAGAGCUCUGGGGCAGAUCAUGCUGUAUGUGGAUGGGAUGAACGGGGUGAUCAACCAUGAUGAGACGAUACAGUGGCUCUACACUCUGAUCGGCUCAAAGUUUCGUCUUGUGGUAAAGACCGCUCUAAAGCUGCUGCUGGUGUUUGUGGAGUACUCCGAGUCCAAUGCCCCGCUCCUCAUCGAAGCUAUCACCACUGUCGACACGAAGAGAGGGGUGAAGCCAUGGUCCAACACCAUGGAGAUCUUGGAUGAGAAGGACGGAGUAGAUACAGAGCUGCUGGUCUAUGCCAUGACCCUCAUCAACAAGACGCUGGCAGCUUUGCCUGACCAGGAUUCGUUCUACGACAUGGUGGACGCCUUGGAGGAGCAGGGCAUAGAGACGGUGGCCCAGAGACACCUGGGUAGGAGGGGCACUGACCUCGACCUGGUGGAGCAGCUCAACAUCUAUGAGAUGACGCUGCGUCACGAGGACGGCGAUGAUGACAGCCAGCCCCCGCCCAUGGGACGCAGGGACCGGCGACGAGCCAGCCUCGGGGGCGGAGAUAAAAAGCGGGGCCUGGAGAGGAGGCGGAGCCGCAGGGCCUCGCUCAGCCGGUCCGGCCACGCCUCCCCCUGCAGCCCCGCCUCCCCACAGAGAGCUGGCUUCCAUCCCUUGAACGCACAGCGAGCUGAGGACGUCAGUGAAAGAGCACUGUCGGGUCAUCUCCCAUCCAUAGAGGAGGAAUGUGAGGAAGAGGAAGAGGAGGCUCCAGUGACGGAGUCUGACUCUGAUGAGCAGGAGGGGGCUGACAGCCUGUCUAGUCAGACCACCCCCAGAAACUGUACAGCCGCCUCUCACAGAACAACCCUCCAAUCCAUCACAAUCACUACCAGAAAAGAGGAGAAGCCCAAAGAGGAGGAGAAGAGGAAUAGUACUGAGCCAUCCACCGGCUCCCCAUCACCAACUGCAGCCCAGUGUCCCCCCACCCCCUUCUCCCCUCUUGUCUCCUCCCCCCUCACCCCACCAGCCCAGCCCUCCCUUCUGGCCUCCCUGUUGGCCAGGAAGAAGUCCACUGUGACUGUCCCCGCCACCAAGGAGGUCAACCUCCCGCCGCGGGGCGCCUCACGUCCCUCCCCCGACCGGCUUCCCUACCUCCCCCACUCUCCCUUCCACCUUUUCUCAUAUGACCUGGACGAGGAGCCUUCACCGCCGCCUCCAGCUAAAUCCAGGGAAGAGACCCCCAAGACGACACCGCCCAGGAAUGGAGGGCCCAAAUCCUACUCAGCCCUCGGCAGUCCUGCUACUCCCACUAACUCCAGGCCUGCUCUGGGAGGUCUGCUGUCUUCCUCCUAUAGGCAACACCAGGAGUCCCUGGCAGCUGAGCGAGAGCGCCGCCGUGUGGAACGAGAGGAGAGGCUGCAGAGAAUCGAGAGAGAGGAGAGGAAUAAGCAUAGCCGUGACUAUGUGGACAAAAUGGAAGAGGCCAGGCUCGCACGGGAGGAGAGGUAUAAGAACGUGGAACGCUUAGCGGCCGAGGAGUACGAGAGGGAGCGCGUCCGUACGUCCAGGACUCGCCCCGACCUCAGCUUGACCUUUGAGCCGUCAGAGGCCUGGCCCUCGUCGUCGCGCAGCAGCACCCCGUCCUCCUUCGCCUCCCAAGAGGAAGUAGAUGCCGACCUCGAAGCGGAGACCCCGGUCAACCCCUACACACCCUCCGAGACUGGAGAGGCCGAUGACUCCGGCGCUAGCGUAGAGACAGAGGAGAAAGAGACAGAGGCAGCAGCUGAGGAAGAAGAAGAAGAAGCAGAAAAAGAGGAACAAGUAAAAGAGGUGGAAGGAGAGGAAGAAGCAGUCCCGGAGGAGGAAAAGGCAGAAGAAAAGGAGGAAGAGGGGGAGAAGAAGAGGGGGGGAGAGGCUGAGGAAGACAGCAGGAUCCUGAGCGACAAGGAACGGCAGAAUGAGGAAGUGAAUGAGAAAGAUAACUGCUCUGCCUCCAGCAUCUCCUCCGCCAGCAGCACUCUGGAACGGGAGGAGAGGGGCGGCAGUGAGAAUAAUGGCUUUAAAGAGGCAGAGGUGAGCGAGCAGUGCAGCAAACUCCUCAACAGCAAGCUCUUCAUGCUGGACAUGCUGUACUCCCAGAACAAGAAGCCCAGCAAUGAGGAGGAGGAGGAGGAGGAGGAGGGGGAGAAGGAGAAGGAGAAAGAGAAAGGCGAUGGGGAGGACGGGGAGGUCAGCCAGGAGGUUGACAGCGAGUCAGACGACAGACAGACGAACAACAUCAGGGCAGACAAAUCAGAGCACCGUGGGAAUGUCCGCGUGUUCGCCGAGCGGUUCGGCGAAUUGGUUAAGGACCUCGGCUCUCCCCACCCUCACCUGGACACCCCUCUCAAUGAGCCCGCCGCAGUAGAGAAACCGCCGCCUCCUCCGCCCAAGAAGGAGUCAGACACCAUCUGGGACCAGCUCCUGGCCAGUCCUCGAGAGCUGCGCAUUGGGGAUAUAAACUUCACCGACCUGACGGAUGAGGACGACAAGGACAUUCUGGAUGCUGGACUGAUGGGCGGGUGUGGCGAGCUCCCGCCCCCUCCUCCCCCGCUUCCCUGCAUCCCCCAUCUUCCCCCUCCCCCGCCCAUGCUGGGCAGCUGCCCACCUCCCCCACCCAUGCUGGGGAUGAUGAGGCCCCCACCUCCCCCCUCAUUUAGCUCGCCGGCUCUGGCGCCCCCGCCCCUGGAAGCGCCGCUCUUUAACAAGAAGAAGAAGACCAUAAGGCUGUUCUGGAGUGAGGUGCGCCCCUCAGAGUGGCAGUACCAGGACUAUCGGCAUGGUGGAGACUCUCUCUGGUCCAAACUGGAGACUGUGAAGUUGGACACAGCCAAACUGGAACACCUAUUUGAGACCAAGUCAAAGGAGAUGCCUGUCACCAAGAAAACAGCGGCGGAUGGUAAGCGUCAAGAGAUCAUUGUCUUGGACUCCAAGAGGAGUAAUGCCAUCAACAUUGGUCUGACGGUCCUGCCUCCUCCUCGCACCAUCAAAACAGCCAUCCUGAACUUCGACGAGUAUGCGCUCAAUAAGGAGGGCAUAGAGAAAAUCCUGACAAUGAUCCCCACGGAGGAGGAGAAGCAGAAGAUCCAGGAGGCCCAGCUGGCGAACCCCGACGUCCCCCUGGGCUCAGCAGAACAGUUCCUCCUCACGUUGUCCUCCAUCAGCGAGCUGUCUGCCAGACUCCAGCUCUGGGCCUUCAAGAUGGACUACGAGGCCACGGAAAAGGAAGUGGCAGAGCCAUUGCAGGAUCUGAAGGAGGGGAUGGAACAGCUGGAGAAGAACAAGACGCUACGCUACAUCCUCUCCACGCUGCUCUCUAUCGGAAACUUUCUCAAUGGAACAAACGCCAAGGGGUUUGAGCUGACUUACCUGGAGAAGGUUCCAGAAGUGAAGGACACAGUCCAUAAACAGUCUCUGCUACAUCACGCUUGUUCCAUAGUGGUGGAGAACUUCCCUCAGAGCACCGACCUCUACUCUGAGAUUGGAGCCAUCACACGAUCAGCCAAGGUGGAUUUUGACCAGUUGCACGAGAACUUGACUCAGAUGGAGCGGCGCUGCAAAGCCUCCUGGGACCACCUGAAGAUGAUUGCCAAGCAUGAAAUGAAGGCCCAGCUGAAGCAAAAAAUGUCCGACUUCCUCAAAGACUGUGCCGAGAGGAUCAUUAUCCUCAAGAUUGUCCACCGCAGGAUUAUGAAUAGGUUCCAUGCUUUCCUGCUGUUCCUUGGACAUCCAGCCUACAGUGUGAGAGAGAUCAGCGUCCACAGGUUCGGUAAGAUCCUCAGUGAGUUUGCCCUGGAGUAUCGGACCACCCGGGACCGCGUGUUACAACAGAAACAGAAACGCGCCGACCACCGCGAGCGCAACAAGACCCGCGGCAAGCUGAUUGUGGAUGUCAACACCCCUUCUGAUGAUGAAGAGGAGAGUGAGGGUGGCCGAUAUGGGUCAAGCAGCAGCACCAGCGCCCCUACUGGCAGCCAGGGGAGCGAGCGGCCUCAGGGUCUGGGCCAUGCAGAGGAUGCUGCCGAGCAUGAAAACAUGAAGGCAAUGCUGAAGACAAGCCUCAACGGUAGCGACAGGGAGACCACAGGAGUACCGGGGCUACGUACACGGACCAGAUCACGCCCUGGCCGGGGAGGUCGCAGCAUGCAGGCGUGGACACCACCCGUGGAGGACUCUCAGAUCUGUGGAGACGAUGCCGCAGAUGAGAUCAUGGAGCGUAUAGUGAGGUCCGCCACGCAGGGCCCGGGCACCAGGACACAACCACGGGAGAGGAGGAGGUCACGAGCCAACCGCAAAUCACUGAGGCGGACUCUGAAAAGUGGUCUGACCCCAGAGGAGGCUCUUGCUUUAGGGCUGUCUGACUCUCCGGACAUGCAGCUGUGA